CCUCCAUCAUACAGUACAUUGCACACACGUCUACGUACACAUACAUACACACUACACUACACACACUAGCUAAGCAAGCUAGGACAAUUACCUUUGGUUGCAAGCCAAAAGCAAGCAUCCAUCCAUCCAGAGCCAGCAGCCUCAUCUCCAUUUCUCCUCCUCCUCCCCUUCCUCCGGCCUCUCAUCAAGAACCUUCAUAGUACCCACCCCUCACCCUUCACACCCACCCUUCUUCCUCCUCCCCAUCCUCUUCUUGCUCGAUCUCAUGCCUGGAUCCUGCAAGAAACCCAAGCUCCAGCAGGCAGAUCGAGCUGUUCCCCCCUUCCUAGCCAGGUUUUCCUGCUAGGCCAGUCGGCCGAGAAUUCUAAAUUCCAGUCUCCCAAGCUAGCCAAAUAUUAUAAGCCCACCCAAAUCCUAUACUUAUAAACAACAGUAACAUCACAGCACUGGGAGUGGGAGAAGGGGAGCACCAGCUCGCUAGCUAGCUGCCGGUCAAAGGUCAAGGAGAAGGAGCAAGGCAAGGGGAGGGAAGGGAGGAAGGAGGCGUCUACCUAACCUACCUCUCCUCCAUCGGUGCACAUGGAGUUCACCGCAAUCAGGCCCUCCACGGCGGCCGCUGGUGGCUGCUCUUCGCCGCCUCCGGCAGAUCAUAAGGCCGAGGAGGAGGCGGCGGGGGCGGUGGAGAAGGAGCACAUGUUCGACAAGGUCGUGACCCCGAGCGACGUGGGCAAGCUGAACCGGCUGGUGAUCCCGAAGCAGCACGCGGAGAAGUACUUCCCGCUCGACGCCUCCUCCACCGACAAGGGCCUCCUGCUCAGCUUCGAGGACCGCGCCGGCAAGCCGUGGCGCUUCCGCUACUCCUACUGGAACAGCAGCCAGAGCUACGUCAUGACCAAGGGCUGGAGCCGCUUCGUCAAGGAGAAGCGCCUCGACGCCGGGGACACCGUCUCCUUCGGCCGCGGCGUCGGGGAGGCCGCCAGGGGCAGGCUCUUCAUCGACUGGCGCCGCCGCCCCGACGUCGUC
This is a messenger RNA of Triticum aestivum (bread wheat), 1023 nucleotides long. RefSeq names its product B3 domain-containing protein Os03g0120900. Gene Ontology annotation, molecular function: DNA binding; DNA-binding transcription factor activity. The record is from RefSeq and is a predicted model, not a curated record. The annotation marks the transcript as partial. The transcript has a single exon. NCBI's taxonomy places the organism in Eukaryota, Viridiplantae, Streptophyta, Magnoliopsida, Poales, Poaceae.